CAUGACCAUCGAAACAACCACUCCUCCUUUUCUGCCUCCUUUUCUGUCUCCUGAAUUCGCCUAUAAAGUCUUCUGCUCGCUGCCCUCCCUUCUGACCUCCUCACCCACUACCUAUAGUUACUUAAAGUGACCGUUCUCUACAACCCCAUCACAUUACCUACGCUUAUCUACCUACCAACCUACUUUCAACAAUGUUGUUCCAGUGCUCCGCUCUCUUCGCAGCCGCUGCUGCCCUUCUCGCCAAGACCGUCCUCGCUCAGGAGAACGCCAUCCUCGCUCCCAACGCUGGUUCCGGGAUUGUCGCUGGUCAGGACUUCCUUAUCCGCUGGUCUCCGACCACCACCAGUUCGAUCACUUUGACUUUGAGGAAGGGUGACCCCAAUAACUUCGACACCAUCGGCACCAUCGCGUCUGGUCUCAACAAUAAUGGCUCUUACACCUGGGCCGUUCGCGACACCUUGACUUCCGGCGACGACUACGCUGUUCAGAUUACCGAUGACACGGAUGAGUCUACCAACUACUCUCACCUGUUUUCUAUCGUUUCCGGUUCAGUCUCUUCGUCCGCAGCGGUUUCGGCUUCGGCUGCGUCUUCCUCCGCCGCUCCCGCCUCCUCCGUGACCACCACCGUUGCGGCUGCGUCUGUCAACGCUACCUCGCCCUCCACUACCAUGGCCAUGUCGACCAUUACUGCUCCCGUCGCCGUUAACAGCACUAUUGCCUCGUCCACUAUGUGGUCCCGCUCCAACUCCUCGACGAGCACCAAGCCUACCAGCAGCGCCGUCGGAACUGGUAACUUCACUACUUCUUCCAAUGGAACUGGCGUAGCCACUGGCCUUCCCAUUGCUUCUUCCGAGACCAAGUUGUGUGUUGGUUUCCUUGCUGUUAUGGGAGCGAUGGCGAUGGUGAUGUUCUAGACGGGGAUACACUGACGGAUCCAUUCUCUUCUCAUAUUUCCUUAUUCCUUUUUCUUUACAGGGUGUUUCAUACGGUUAUAAUUCUUUCUUCCGAUCACUUGGCAGCUCUUUCGCCAAUUGAAUCGUCUCUAAUACUCCUGUCUCCUAC
Molecule: messenger RNA, 1062 nt
Organism: Saitoella complicata NRRL Y-17804
Lineage: Eukaryota; Fungi; Ascomycota; Saitoellomycetes; Saitoellales; Saitoellaceae
Exons: 2
Coding region: 192-914 (240 amino acids)
Source: RefSeq, a predicted model, not a curated record